This is a messenger RNA of Ustilago hordei, 1818 nucleotides long. RefSeq lists its product as uncharacterized. The record is from RefSeq and is a predicted model, not a curated record. Gene Ontology annotation, cellular component: cytoplasm; elongator holoenzyme complex; transcription elongation factor complex. Gene Ontology annotation, biological process: tRNA wobble uridine modification. Bases 1 to 1818 code for a protein of 605 amino acids. NCBI's taxonomy places the organism in Eukaryota, Fungi, Basidiomycota, Ustilaginomycetes, Ustilaginales, Ustilaginaceae. The transcript has a single exon.
AUGUCGUCUUUCAAGCGCCGCGUCAAUCCAUCAUCAUCAAACUCAAACGCCCCACUUCCAGCCGGCGUCAAGCCCUCCUCAUUCUCCUCACCCGUCCCACUCGUCUCAACGGGCGUCCCAGCGCUCGACGACCUUCUCUCCGGCGGCGGUCUCUCAUCAGGCUCAAGUUUACUCAUCCUUCCAGCAUCCGGUACAGCAGCACAAUCGGCAGCGCAAAUCGGCUCCUCUAGCUCGACCCCCUCUGCAACAGCUGAAACGGAUCAUGCAGCACGAACUGCAGCAGAGCCCUACGUUGAACUGCUACUAGGCUACUCUGUUGCUCAAGGUAUCGCUUCGGGACAUUAUGGGGUGAUCUUGGGAGAAGAUGUCGGUGGGUUGGUCGGAGGGUUGAUGGCUAGAGCGGGAGGUUCGGACGAUCAGCUACUGGCACAGCUUGGCGCGGCGAAGCAGCAGCAAGGUGAGGCUGCGGAGGGGCCGUCAGAGCACCUCAACACGGUGAAUGACGAGGAUGAACAGGAAGCGAAGGGGGCGGAAGCAGCGGCACGGGAAAACAAAGCACAGAGGGAAAGAGAGAUGAAGAUCGCUUGGAGAUAUCAAAACAUGAAGCAGUUUAAUACUACCGUGAAUGAGGCGAGUAGCGGGAAUGAGCCAGCACCGUUUUGUCAGACUUUCGAUCUGAGUAAGCGUAUGGAUGGUCGCAUUCUACAGCAUGCGGUGGAUAGUGGGAAGUUGGAGACAGUAGACACCUCGGAGGCUGGGGAAGAGAAUGCGUACGAAGUUGCAUACAGCCGCAUCACAGCCGCAGCGGAAAGGUGCAGGAAGAUGCAACAACCAGGAGCAGCGCCACCAGUACUUCGCAUUGCAAUCCGCGCACUAGGCUCAUCAGUAUGGACCGUAUCUCCAGGCCAAACAGCACACUCUGAAGUCAUUCGCUUUCUCAACCGACUAAAGCGCCUACUUCGAUCGCUCUCCCUCGUCGACUCAACCUCAAGAACUGCGGCGAUACCUGCAAUUGCAACCAUCUCCAUUUCUUCCUUCCUCCUCACUCCUCUUACUGCCGCCCAUCCGUCAGUGAACCUGGCACACCGAAUGGUCCACUCAGUAGACGCAGCAGUAUCUCUCAGUGCAUUUGCUUCUUCUCCCGCUCUCCGAAGUGCAUUUUCGGCGUAUACUGGUGCUUUCAAAGUCCUCAAGACUCCCGCCGUGGGUACGCUCACCAACCCUUCCAUCCGGUCAUCGGUGCUGAGGGGUAUGGGGACAGGCGCAGGAGUCGGCGGAGCGAAGAGUGGCGGAACCGGUGGUGGAGGGGAAGGAGGUGCAGGUGGAGGAGAAAACAACUUGGCUUUCAAAGUGAGAAGGAAGAGGCUAGUGAUAGAGACACUGCAUCUGGAUGUGGAAGGAGGAGUCAGUGAACGACGGACGAAGCCGCCGAAGAAUAUGGAUGCCUCGCUUGCACCUAAAUCUGGUGCUUCGACUACAUCAGCAUCAUCUGCGACCGGGGAGGAGAGUAAGAGUGAGAAGGUGAAACCAGCGGGACCGUCUUGUGUGAAGAGACAGCCGGCAGCUGCAGCUCAAGAAGUACCAGCAGGUUCAGGGGCAAGACCAAAGUUCGGCGGCUUAGCAUCAUUGCGUCAACGUGGAUUGGCAGCAAAAGCGGCGGCGGAAGGGAGCGGAAGUGCAGUCUCGCAGAAAGAGUACGCUGUUGAGGUGGACACGGAUACUCAUAACCACGCACAUUCGCACUCACAUGGCCAACUGCAGCGGCGACAGCCAACCAACAGGGUCGCAAAUACACGUGCCGAGGACUUGGAGUUCUAG